This is a messenger RNA of Cephus cinctus (wheat stem sawfly), 1510 nucleotides long. RefSeq names its product fork head domain-containing protein FD2-like. The transcript is spliced from 2 exons. Gene Ontology annotation, molecular function: DNA-binding transcription factor activity, RNA polymerase II-specific; RNA polymerase II cis-regulatory region sequence-specific DNA binding. The coding region runs from base 129 to 851 and encodes 240 amino acids. NCBI's taxonomy places the organism in Eukaryota, Metazoa, Arthropoda, Insecta, Hymenoptera, Cephidae. Gene Ontology annotation, biological process: regulation of transcription by RNA polymerase II; cell differentiation; anatomical structure morphogenesis. The record is from RefSeq and is a predicted model, not a curated record.
ACCUGAAAGAAAAUAGUCUGGUUAUCGUGAUCGUUUACGAUAGUAUAUUAUUAUUGUAAAUGAUUUUUUAAUCAAGUAAUAAUUCUAUGGUCGCUUGCCGAUAGAUUUAACUUACUGUAUAGAUUCUUAUGAUGGACGAAAUUUUUCCAACGAUGUGUCCACUCUCGAGUUAUUAUAAUCUGAGCAGCUCAAUGUUAUUGGGAAGUCAAGCGUUACCUAAUACAACAUACUUAUCUCAUUUGACUUGGGCAUUUCCAUUACCAAGAUUUAAACCAACCCCGCGCUACGAGAAGCCGCCUUAUUCUUACAUUGCACUGAUAGCGAUGGCGAUAAAUUCGUCGCCUAAGCAGAGACUAACGCUUUCUGGGAUUUAUCGAUUUAUAAUGGAAAGAUUUCCGUAUUACCGUGAAAAUCGUCAAGGCUGGCAAAACAGUAUACGGCACAAUCUUAGUCUGAAUGACUGUUUCGUUAAAAUUCCUCGGGACAAGGCGACACCCGGCGAUGGUGAACAUUCUGGCGGAAAGGGCAGUUACUGGACCCUGGAUCCAUCAGCCAGCGAGAUGUUCGAACAUGGGAACUAUCGUAGGAGAAGAACGCGGAAACAACGUAACUACUCGCAAACAAAACAGCCACAACAAUGCAGUCUGCCGAUUCCGUCGGAGUACUUGAUGGCGAAUGCAGCGUCCCGCAAUCGGAGCCACAAUGAAUGUUCCACGAGGAUCUUGGACACCAAGUGCAACGAUACGUCCAGCGAAACAAGCCUUGUCGAUCGACCAAAACACUGUGGGAAAUCGAGUAUGUUUACAAUAGAUAACAUACUCAAGAAAUCGCCGAGUAUUGACAACAGCUAGUUCAUGACAGCUUUUGUUGUAUCCAAGUGUCACGAAUCAGGUUAUGGUAGGGAAUCGUAUACAAACCGAUAAGAUUGUUGUUGCUCCUCUUUUUCUGUUCUUCGUAGUGCCACAAAUACGAGUGUCUUAUUCUUCUGUUAGCUGCAGAUUUGAAACUUGUAUUUUUUUCCCUUCAUUGUCCUAACGUGCAAAACAAGUUGCGAAGUGAAAUUUCUGCUCGUAACGGCAGAUAAAACAGCAAUACGAGCGUGGCCUGUUUACUGUUUAGGGACUUUAACGACUCUAACACCAGCUUCGAUCACACAUGCCAGUGUUUGUUUCUUCAAAGGCGCAGUUCGAAUGUUAAAUUUCCAAACGGGAGUAGUUGAGCAUCAACACGAUUUUCUUAGAAAUUCAAUAAAUCAUGCGUCGCGUCUUGACUUGUCGAGUAACAUGCAAACCGUCAGUUUGGCGCGGAAGGCGCGAAUUUAUGUUUUGGUUUGAUGAGAAAGCAGGGUUUCGUAUGAAAUGAAAAUUAUUUUAUUCUAAAUUCUGUAUUUUAACAAGUAUUUUUUACGUAUAACAAUCGAUAUGCUGCGUAAUACACAGAAACAAUACUGUGGGACUAGUAUUAUAAUGUAUGUACAAAUAUAUGAACGAUAAUCGCUCAUGGAUAGUUA